AUGCCGACUCCUAUGCACGAAGCUGCUUGGCAUACUUUCAGUGAGAUUUUUGGCCUGUGGCAUAAUGCCCAGGAAAGUCGUCUUUUACCUGCAGGAGGUGGAACUGUUGAAGGCUCUACACGCAGAAAGACGCCUGACACUAGCUGGAGGAGCUCAAUCAAACCACCCCGAAGAGAUUCGAGGUGGCCCACAAUAGUCGCUGACGUAGGGUGGUCCGAGACAUGGGCUAAACUAAGGGAAGAUGCUCGAUUCUGGCUCUGCGAAUCAAACCAACAGGUCAACGUUGCCCUUACAAUCAAGGUAACGAAGAAGGGGAAUAUUACGAUUGAGAAAUGGGACGUCACUACAAACACUGGGGGUGUUGAGCCUAUCCAAACAAUGAGGAUCUCUCGGAAGCGACGUACCGGCCCAAACCAGUACCAUAUCUCGGGCUCGAUAGAUAUCCCGUUCCAAGACUGCUUCCUUCGCGCAAAGAGGGGCAAUGAGACGGAUUUUCGUCUGUCGAACGACAAUUUGAAGAGCAUUGCAGAAGCUGUCCGGGAAUCUAUGUCCUGGCGGAGUGGCUAG
This is a messenger RNA of Penicillium mononematosum, 567 nucleotides long. RefSeq lists its product as uncharacterized. The transcript has a single exon. Lineage: Eukaryota; Fungi; Ascomycota; Eurotiomycetes; Eurotiales; Aspergillaceae. The record is from RefSeq and is a predicted model, not a curated record. The coding region runs from base 1 to 567 and encodes 188 amino acids.